Molecule: messenger RNA, 836 nt
Organism: Cuscuta campestris
Lineage: Eukaryota; Viridiplantae; Streptophyta; Magnoliopsida; Solanales; Convolvulaceae
Source: the annotation of a GenBank genome assembly
CAACACAAUUCCAUUCCAGCAUUCCGAAUUAAAAUCAAAGAGUGAGUUAUUUAAUUUGAUUUGCUCGCCGGAAACGCGUUAGAGAUGGACCUCAGUGAUCUCAACAACCUUAAAGACACCGAACUGAGGUUGGGUUUGCCGGGGAGAGACCGCGAAGAACGGGAUCAGUCUCCCCAAGAAUCAAGAAACCAGCAGAAAAAGAGGUCUUUUUCUGACUUGGCCGUUUCAGAGGCAGAGUUUUCUGCGCCUCCCGCUCCCAAGGCGCAAGUCGUGGGGUGGCCGCCGGUUCGCGGCUACCGGAAGAACGUCAUGGCGGAGAAGGAGGCGGCCGCCGGCGGGGGCGGGGUAUACGUGAAAGUGAGCAUGGCCGGAGCUCCGUACCUGAGAAAGAUGGAUCUGAAGGUGUACGGGAGCUACCCGGAUUUGGUGAAGGGUUUGGAGGAGAUGUUCAAGUGCAGUAUUUGCUUGUACGGCGAGAGGGAAGGCGGGUACAUUAACUUCAUUCAGGGCUCCGACGACUACACUCCGACGUACGAGGACAAGGACGGCGACUGGAUGCUCGCCGGCGACGUGCCGUGGGAGAUGUUCGUUAACAACUGCAAGCGGCUCAGAGUCGUUAAGCUCAAGGAUUUGAAGCAAUAGGCUUUUUAUUAUUUGAUCGAUUAUUAAGUGGAGUAAUUUAUUUGAUUUCACACGUCACUUUUUUUUCACUUUCAUUAAAUUAGUAGAGAUUGAUUAUUAGCUUGUGUAGUGUGUAUUUAUUCCCCCAAUUCUUGCAUGAUGUUUAGCAAAAAGAAUAUUGCAAUGGUUUAUUGUAAUCAAAGCAUAGUUUGAGC